AUACGUAUUUAACGGCGAACCAGUAGAACCUUUUUGGAAUUAUAUGAAUCCCGAAAAAUCUGACGCUGAUACUCUCAUAAGACAUAUUUUGAGCGUCGUAGAUCCAUUAAUAGGAAAUUUCCCUAACAAACUGAUUUCACAAAGCUAUGACGGAGCCGCGGUAAUGAGCGGACAAAAUGCUGGAGUAAAGGCAAAAAUUAAACAAAGAUAUCCAUUUGCUCACUAUGUGCAUUGCUAUGGGUAUCAGUUAAACCUGGUUAUGUCCCAAGCUGCUUACCCAAAAGCUCAAGUUCGGGUGUUCUUUCGGAAUUUGAAAGAUAUUCCGGGAUUUUUAAUAAUUCUCCUCAACGCGUAG
Molecule: messenger RNA, 355 nt
Organism: Acanthoscelides obtectus
Lineage: Eukaryota; Metazoa; Arthropoda; Insecta; Coleoptera; Chrysomelidae
Source: the annotation of a GenBank genome assembly